AAACAGUGCCAUUCAAUCACCACUGUUCUUUCCGUAAUUGUCUCGAUUCAUUUCUCAAUUCUGUGAAAACUCUCUGACAUGUCCAGCAAGAGAAGAGCAUACCCACAGCCGCUGUACACCAACGGCCCCGGCUCUCAGCUCGGAACUCCUCCUGUAGCCGGAGGAUUCCAACAGCCAAACUAUGGUGUGGACCAGUUGAACCAACAGUUCCAGGGCAUGAAUGUAGACCCCAACCAGGCAGCCGUAGCAGGAGCUCCACAGGCUGCUGCUGGGAGCCCAUACGGCUAUAACCAGUACCAGCAGCCUGGUGCUAAUGCAAAUGCUGCUCACCAAUCUCGUGCUGGCAAUGCUGCUGGUGCCUCGUCGUACUACCUUCAACAGGGCAACAUUAAUGCGGCGCUACCAUUGAAUCAACUCUAUACGACAGAUUUGUCUCGUGAGUUGCCUCCUCCCAUUUCUGACUUGUCGUUGCCUCCUCCACCAAUCGUCUUACCAGCUGGAACAACUUUGAUUCCAAACUCAGAAACCGCCAAUGCACAACCAGAAUACUUCCGGUCGACGUUGAAUGUUAUCCCCACCAACUCGUCGCUCUUGAAAAAGUCGAAGUUGCCCUUGGCUCUCGUAGUGAAGCCGUACAACGCUUUGAAAGUUGAGCAGGAAGACGUUCCCGUGACCUCAGACACAACAAUCUCUAGAUGUCGCCGUUGUCGUGGGUAUAUCAACCCGUUUGUGACAUUGGCUGAAAACGGUAGAAGAUGGAGAUGUAACUUUUGUAAUUUGUUGAACGAUAUUCCUUCGCUGUUUGAAUACGACGAGAUCAGCGGCACCGUUAAGAAUAAGUUCGACAGAGUCGAGUUGAACAAUGCCGUCGUUGAGUUCAUUGCUCCCAAAGAAUACAUGGCCAGAGCUCCUCAACCGAUCGUUUACACCUUUAUCAUCGAUGUUUCUAUCAACGCUGUUCAGUCGGGUUUAACGGGAACCAUCACCAGAACUAUCUUGGAGUCGUUGGACAGAAUUCCUAACAAAACCAAGACAGCUAGAGUGGCUUUCAUCGGAGUUGACUCCAACUUGCACUACUUCAGAUUCAAUGAAGGCUUGGACGGCACUGAGGUGUUGAUUGUUUCCGACAUCGACGAGCCCUUCUUGCCCUCACCAGACGGGUUGUUGGUCAAUUUGGACGAAAACAGACAGGCAGUUGAAAAGCUAUUGAUUGAUUUCCCAAGCUACUUUGAAGACACCGCCAACCAGGGCUUUGCCUUGGGCCCUGCCUUGAAGUCGGGUCACAAAAUGAUCAGCCAUAUUGGAGGUAAAUUGGUCUGUUUCUCGGCUACUUUACCAAAUAUUGGUGAAGGUAAGUUGAGCGUUAGAGACGAAGCCAGCGUUUCAGGCAAGCCCAAAGAAGCAAAGACUUUGUUAUCUUCGGCAGACAGCUUCUACAAGUCGUUUGCUGUUAACUGUAACUCGUCGCAGAUCUCUGUGGAUUUGUUCUUGACCUCUUCUUCCUACCAGGAUGUAGCCACAUUAUCGAACUUGCCUCGUUUCACAGCCGGUCAAUCACACUUCUAUCCUGCGUGGACCAGUGCCAAGAACGAGGAUGUCACCAAACUUUCAAAGGAAGUCAGCGACCAUUUGUCCCAAGACAUAGCAUUGGAAGCUGUGUUGAGAGUCAGAGGAUCUACUGGUAUCAGAAUGUCGUCAUUCUACGGUAACUUUUUCAACAGAUCGUCGGACUUGUGUUCAUUCCCAACAUUCCCAAGAGAUCAGUCGUAUGUCAUUGAAAUGUCCAUCGAAGAAAACAUCAAUAAACCUGUGGUGUACUUCCAGGCCGCAGUCUUGCACUCGACUUCUUUCGGUGAAAGAAGAAUCAGAGUCAUGAACUUGGCUAUCCCCACGUCGUCCAAGUUGAACGACAUCUAUGCUUCUGCUGACCAGUUGGCUAUUACCAAUAUCUUUACACACAAAGCCAUCGAAACUGCAUUAUCAUCCUCUUUACCAGACGCCAGAGACUUCUUGGUCAACAAAGUGGUGGAUAUCUUGAACGUCUACAAGAAGGAGUUGGUAGCUGGUAACGUUUCCGGUGCUUCUCCUUUGCAGUUGUCCACAAACUUGAGAAUGUUGCCCAUCUUGCUCUUCUCUUUGACCAAGCACUUGGGUUUCAGAGCAGACAGAGUUCCUUCUGACCAUAGGGCUGCUGCAUUGAACAACUUGGGCUCCUUGCCAAUCCCAUAUUUGGUUAAGUACAUUUACCCAACUGUAUACGCUUUGCAUACCAUGCCUGAUGAGUGCGGCUUGCCAGAAAAGUUGAUCCAAGUCAACGAAGAAACUGGCGAAGAAGAGGAAGUCAUCUCAACCAACAUCAUGUUGCCCGAACCUAUAAACGACUCCAAGUCGUCAUGGGAAAACUACGGUUUGUACUUGAUUGACAACUCGAGUGAAUUGUUCUUGUGGGUAUCCGGUAACGUUGUGCCUGGUUUAGUACAAGACUUGUUUGGAACAGACAACUUGUAUGCUAUUCCAACAGGUAAGACUGAAUUGCCUGAAUUCAGUGAUGAGGAGUCCGAAUUUAACUUCAGAGUUCGUCAAAUCAUUGGCAAAAUUAGAGAAAACAACGACUCCAUUGUCUGGAAGAACUUGUAUGUCGUUGUUGGUGGAUCCUCCAACGAACCAAUCGAGAUUUCCCAGCAACGUGACUUGAUGGCUUUGAGAAUGUGGGCCUACAGCUGCUUGGUUGAAGAUAAGACCGGCAGCGAACCAUCAUACAGAGACUUCUUGACCAACUUAAAAACCAAGGUUUCCCAGUAGAUGAUAAAAGGACAUUGAUUUUGUUGUCUGCCAUGUCCAUCACGUAAAUUUAUUUCUACAUUAUAUAAAUUCAUUAAUGUAUUGUUUAUUGCAAUUGUCUUUUGGUUAAAUCACUCUAUCUAGCACCCUUGAUGAGAUCAAUAGCAUCAAGAAGAAAGUCUCUUUCAUUGUCGUUCUUGAACGUUUCUUCAAUGG
This is a messenger RNA of Scheffersomyces stipitis CBS 6054, 2997 nucleotides long. RefSeq names its product COPII subunit (gene SEC24). The record is from RefSeq and is a predicted model, not a curated record. NCBI's taxonomy places the organism in Eukaryota, Fungi, Ascomycota, Pichiomycetes, Serinales, Debaryomycetaceae. Gene Ontology annotation, molecular function: zinc ion binding; SNARE binding. The transcript is spliced from 2 exons. The coding region runs from base 79 to 2802 and encodes 907 amino acids. Gene Ontology annotation, cellular component: endoplasmic reticulum exit site; COPII vesicle coat. Gene Ontology annotation, biological process: intracellular protein transport; COPII-coated vesicle cargo loading; endoplasmic reticulum to Golgi vesicle-mediated transport.